CUAUUAGACACUCUCUGGUAUCUGAGCCAGAAACAAUAAAUACAGAAAACGUCUUUUUCGUGCUUUUCGCGAACAUGGCGAAGAAGAACGGCAAGUCUGUAGACGAUGUUCAGAAAAUCUUCGAAAAGUUCGACAAGAACGGAGACGGAAAAAUCUCCUGCGCCGAGCUCAAGAACGUAAUGAGUGCACUUGGUUCUGAGACUUCGAACGAGGAGAUCAAGCGCAUUAUGGAAGAGAUCGACAAGAAUGGCGACGGACACAUUGAUCCGCGUGAGUUCGCUCUUUUCUUUUGUGGCGGUGAAUCGGAUGGAGGAGGAGAUCAGUGUGGUACCAAAGAGCUAAAGGAUGCGUUUGAUCUGUAUGAUGCUGAUAAGAACGGUCUUAUAUCCGCGAGUGAGCUUCAUUCUGUGUUGAAAGGGUUGGGGGAGAAGUGCACGUUGAGCGAUUGCAGGAGGAUGAUCAAGUCGGUGGAUGUUGAUGGCGAUGGAAGCGUUAACUUCGAGGAGUUCAAGAAGAUGAUGUCUCGUGAUUAGAGAUCUUCUUUUUAGCAGCUCCCAAGGGAGUGGUCGAGUGGGACCACAUAUUGCAAGUAGGAUUUAUAUGAAUAUGUUAAUUGGUAAGUGACUCUGACUUAUUUGAUUUUGACUUUGCAAAAUUAAAUAUCAAAUUUGGAAAAAUUAACCAACUAGAUGAUUUGUAUAUUGACAUUAAUUAAUUUUUAUAUAAGAUAUGAUUAAUUAAUGUUAUGAUAAUA
Messenger RNA from Ziziphus jujuba (common jujube), 754 nucleotides. Its product is annotated as calcium-binding protein CML24. Gene Ontology annotation, molecular function: calcium ion binding. The transcript has 2 exons. The record is from RefSeq and is a predicted model, not a curated record. NCBI's taxonomy places the organism in Eukaryota, Viridiplantae, Streptophyta, Magnoliopsida, Rosales, Rhamnaceae. The coding region runs from base 75 to 533 and encodes 152 amino acids.